Messenger RNA from Podarcis raffonei (Aeolian wall lizard), 2178 nucleotides. RefSeq names its product ferrochelatase (gene FECH). The transcript is spliced from 11 exons. The record is from RefSeq and is a predicted model, not a curated record. The coding region runs from base 173 to 1432 and encodes 419 amino acids. Gene Ontology annotation, biological process: heme biosynthetic process. Gene Ontology annotation, molecular function: protoporphyrin ferrochelatase activity. Lineage: Eukaryota; Metazoa; Chordata; Lepidosauria; Squamata; Lacertidae.
CGCCCCGCCCCUCUGGCUGGCUUGUCACAGCCCAGGCGAGCAAAAAGUGCUUCUGGAGAGAUUAAAACAAACCCACCAGUGUGGGCGAGACUCCCAGGGAAGGCAUGCUACAAAGCCGCUCAGUUAACUCGAGGAAGGAACUGUGCCGCUCGGGCUGCUGCACAGUAACGGAAUGCAUUUAGUUAACACAAACAUGGCUGCUGCCUUCAGAGCUGCAAACCGAGCCUUGUACCCAUUCACAGCAAGCAAUGGCUGCAGUCGGGCAAGAGUCCAGCUACAAGGGAGAUGUCAGUCAACAGCGACGGCAGCUGCGCAGGCCCAGAAAACCAAGCCUCAGGCCCAACCUGAAAAGAGGAAACCUAAAACAGGGAUCUUGAUGUUAAACAUGGGAGGCCCAGAGACAGUUGGAGACGUCCAUGAUUUUCUUCUUAGGCUUUUCCUCGACAGAGACCUGAUGACUCUUCCGGUCCAAAAUAAGCUGGCGCCUUUUAUUGCCAAACGACGGACACCCAAAAUCCAGGAACAGUAUAGUCGGAUUGGUGGAGGGUCGCCUAUUAAGAAAUGGACUGCUACGCAAGGAGAAGGCAUGGUGAAGCUGUUGGAUGAAAUGUCUCCUCACUCUGCGCCGCACAAGUACUACAUCGGAUUCCGCUAUGUCCACCCUCUGACGGAGGAAGCCAUUGAAGAGAUGGAGGAGGAUGGCAUUGAACGGGCUGUUGCUUUCACACAGUACCCACAGUACAGCUGCUCCACCACAGGGAGCAGCUUAAACGCUAUUUAUCGCUACUAUGACAAAAAGGGGGAUAAACCAAAGAUGAAGUGGAGCACAAUUGACAGGUGGCCAACGCACCCCCUUCUCAUUCAGUGCUUUGCAGACCACAUCCAGAAGGAACUGGACUUAUUUCCGCCCGACAAAAGGAAAGAUGUAGUUAUCCUGUUCUCCGCUCACUCUCUGCCAAUGUCUGUAGUUAAUCGUGGCGAUCCGUACCCACAAGAGGUGGGAGCAACCGUUCAGAGGGUUAUGGAGAAACUCAACUACUCCAACCCGUACAGGCUUGUGUGGCAGUCCAAGGUUGGGCCUAUGCCUUGGCUGGGUCCUCAGACGGAUGAGACGAUCAAAGGGCUUUGCCAGAGGGGAAAGAAGAAUAUUUUGCUGGUUCCAAUAGCGUUUACUAGCGACCAUAUAGAAACGCUCUACGAACUGGACAUCGAAUACGCGCAAGUCUUAGCCAGUGAGUGCGGAGUCGAAAACAUCCGAAGAGCAGAAUCCCUUAAUGGAAACCCAUUGUUUGCCAAGGCCCUCGCAGACUUGGUCUCAUCCCAUCUCAAGUCGAACGAAAUCUGCUCCAAGCAGUUAACCCUCAGUUGCCCGCUUUGCGUGAAUCCCACUUGCCGAAAGACAAAAUCAUUCUUUACCAGUCAGGAGCUGUGAUGCGCAUUUGCAGUGGGUUCACCUGACACAGAGUAUAACCCUGCGGAUCCUGCCCUGUGCACCCGUUUACACUGCUUUCUUUUGCCCCGCUCAGGGUAGCUUCAGACGGGACGAUUAGCCUCCUCUGUGUGCUAAGAAGGGUCCCAAAUGGGGUUUGCACUGGUCUGAAGGAGGGAUGAAUCUGAAAUCUUUUUAUGUUUUUUUUUUGUUUCUAUGGAGGGAUCUUGCGUUGGAAGGGAAGUAACAUUUCAAAGGGUUUCAUCCUGCCGGGGUUGCUGAGAACACACUUGUCUUCCUAUAAAGGCAUUCAGGGGACUCUUAGCACCUCGCAGUAUCAAGCUUUGCACUAGGCACUGAAAAACGAGCAAAACUUCUGAUACUUAUGAGCUGCAUAUAUACUGGAGUAGGGUUCAUGAUUCAGCAGUGAUGUUGAAUAAUAGCGACUGGAUCAAUUUCAGCUUGUAGGGACUGGUUGCUGUCCAGGUUAGUUUAAUCACUUCUAAAAGAACUACUCCAAGGAUCUUGACCUGAGAGUUACAACAUAGAUCUCUUAAUAUGUACUUGUCAUAAAAAUAGUAUUUUUAAAAUCCUUCCAUUGUAGGAUACUACUUUUUUCCCCUAUGUGGUGUGUUUUGUAUUUUCACGCUUGGAACUCUGCAACUAACCACACUGACCAUCACACUGCUGAUACUGGUUUGUUUCAAAUCAACUGACACCUUUUUUAAAGCAUGUAUUUGUUUUUGUUU